Messenger RNA from Drosophila teissieri, 721 nucleotides. RefSeq lists its product as uncharacterized. NCBI's taxonomy places the organism in Eukaryota, Metazoa, Arthropoda, Insecta, Diptera, Drosophilidae. The record is from RefSeq and is a predicted model, not a curated record. Bases 70 to 666 code for a protein of 198 amino acids. The transcript is spliced from 2 exons.
AAAAACGCAGCGAUAUAAAAGGAAGCCAUCGGAAAAGGUUUCCAAUAGUUGACUAAAAACAACGACAACAUGAAGUAUACCAUUCUUAUUUUGGCUCUGGGCCUGCUCUGCGUAAAUGCAUUCGUGAAGCCUGUUCCCAUCGCGCUGGACGCCUCGCCAGAACUGGACGAUGUGACCGAUGGCAGCCUGGAGGUGGAGGACUUCAGCUUGCGGAGUACGACCUACAAAUCCCUGAAGAUCGCGCUGCGCAGCAUCAAGGGACUCAACUGCAUCCUCAAGUGGGUGGCGGGCAUCGAGGACAGUGCCACGCAGUUCAACACGGACGUGGUCGUGUGCGGCGUCAGCGCCAGCAAGGAUGUGACCAACCUGAUCAACGCCAACAAGAAGAUCCUCAGCACCUGCAACGACCUCAUCAAUCUCAGGUCGAACACUUGCCCCCAGACGGACGACGAGCAGGCCAAGGUCACCGGCAGCUGCUUUGUGAAGACCCUGCGCAAGGUGUGGUCCCUGAAGAAGCAAGUGGACAAUGCCAUCAAUCUGGCCAAGAAGAUCCCCCAGACCGGUCCCAAUGCCGUCGCCUGUGUCUCCGAUGCAGUCAACACCCUGACCACCUACUACACCGCCUUUCCCCAGAACAUCAUCAGCUGCUCCCAGCUGACUUCUUAGGGGCCCAGUGACCACCAUCGAUUCGAGCAUUCAAUAAAAAUCAGUGUUAACACAA